ACUUGGAUUAUACCUUUAGUCAGUGAUACCGCUAAAACUUUCACGCAUAAAUAUAGAUUGUUCAUGAGCAAGAUUUUAAAUCGUCUUUGGCGAGCAAGGAUCGAACAGCGAAGAAGCAAGAUGAAGUUGAUUGUCGUAAUUUUGUCAGCUUUAGUGGUAGCCACAAGUGCUAAAAAUGCAACAUUCUACACGGUGGAAGAGGCAAUUAAAGACCAUUACAUAGUUGUACUGAAGCCCGGUUAUGACGUAGAAGUGAUCAAGAAACUUCUUCUGACUGACCUCUCGGGACGUUUCGGCGAUGUUUCUAUCAAGCACACCUACACUGCUGCCAUCAAUGGGUUUUCAGCUAAACUGACCAACACAGCUCUUCAAAAGCUUCUGGCCCGAGAGGAGAUCAAGUACAUAACUGAAGAUGGAGAAAUUCACCCUGCGGCUGUUGCGUCGUGGGGUCUGGAUCGAAUAGAUCAACGUUCAUUGCCUCUGGAUGGAGCUUACAAGGCCAAGGGUUGUGGAUCAGGUGUUAAUGUAUAUGUCGUCGAUUCAGGAAUCUACCCAGACCAUUUGUACUAUGAAGGACGAGCCUCCCCUGCGUUUGAUGCAGUCAACGACGGUAGACCGUUUGGGAUAGACUGUCUUGGACACGGCACACACUGUGCAGGAACAAUAGGAGCGAGCAUGUACGGAGUAGCACCAAAUGUAAAUAUAUAUGGGUUGAGGGUACUUGAUUGCAGCGGCUCUGGUCAAUGGAGUUCCCUUAUAGCAGCCUGCGAUUACCUUGUGAAUUUUGGAGUGAAGCCGGCAGUUGCCUCGAUGUCCAUUGGAGGUCCUGCUAACACGGCAGCCGACGAGGCCGUUCAAAGAGUUAUUCAGUCUGGUAUAUCCGUUGUUGCAUCAGCUCGUAAUGCCAAUAGUCCUACCAGUGCCUGCUCCUCUUCACCUGCUGGUGUACAAGAGGCUAUAACCGUUGGUGCAACAGAUAUCAAUGACAGAAGGGCUGAUUACUCCAACUACGGGACGUGCGUGGAUUUAUUUGCUCCUGGUAACGAUAUAAAAAGCCUAUGGAUUGGAAAACCGGAUGACACGCGGACCCAAAGUGGUACAUCUGUGUCUACCACUCACGUUACCGGCGCUGUAGCACUACUGCUAGCUAAGAAUCCCAACCUUUCACCUGCUGAUAUUAAGGCGACCCUGAUCGACACAUCGACCAAGAAUGCUAUUAGUGAUCUACCUUCUGACACCGAAAACCGUCUGCUGUAUGUACCCCGUGAUUAAGUUUCUGAAGAUUAUAAGUUACAAUAAGUUCUCACUGAUCGGCGAUGAUUUCUAACCGUGAACGCGGAGCCCAAUAUAUAAACUUUUGCAUAAACCUUGUGUAUACAAAAAAUAUCGUCAUUCAGAGAUAUUAUAAUUUUGUUCAGAUAUGUCACCAAGGCCGUAUUAUUUUUACUUGUAAAAUGUAUUUUAUGCAAGAUUUCACUGUAUUCAAAUGUCUUCUUUAUUUUAUUUUUUUCUAUUACCAAUCAUUUCAUAACGUCCGUGUACUUUUCGUACAUUCAUUCUCGAUGGAACUCAAAAUGCAGUAUAUACUUAGAAUAGAAGGAGGGGGAAGUGUGGGGGGGGGGGGGUUGGAGCAAAUACUAGUCCACUAACCCACCCUUUCCGAGGCGGUCAACCUUGCGCAAAUGUUUGCUCCAGAUUAUUACAGAUACCCUGGCUUUUUAAUGAUGACAUAUUUUUACCCACUAUCAACGUCUCUGAUUAGAAGCGAAAGAAGAAGGAGGAAGAACAGAAUAAUAAAAAAGAAGAAACAGAAGGAGAAGAAGAUGAAAGAGAUAAAAAAGAAGAUGAAGUAGAAAAGGAGGGAUAUGAUGAUGAAGUAGAAGAAAAAAACACUUGAUCUAUGUCAUUGUUAAUAUGUUCAGUGCACUUGCCCAAACAAAAAUUAUUAACUGGUGUAGACGUGAUAUAUGGCAGGUAAUUUUCCAUCAUCCCCGAUGAAAACAAAAACAUACACAAUAUUUCUUUAACUAAAGGUUUUUUAUUUUAUAAAAGUAUAUAAAUUCUUUAUCCUAUUUUUUGUAAUAUAAUCAGAUAUAAUAUUUUAUACUGGUUAUGGACUGCGGAUAUGAAUAAUGAGGAAAAAACCCGUCUCAAGGUAAUAAUGAAACGCUUAUUGAAUACUCCUGAAUACUUGAUUUCUGGAAGGCCAUAUAAUUGCCAUACAAACAAAUUGACUCAUCACUACAGAAAGUCGCAUGCAAUGCAAGCAUGUAUGGUACGAGGCCUACAUCGACAGUUUUAAUUUUUGCUCGUCACAGUUUCAAUAUGAGAGCACUGGAAGAUCAUUUUUCUUGACAUUCUAAUCCUGGGCCCGCGUUUUAUAAAGACUUGUUUAGAUAACAAAUGCACAAUUUCUAUGAAAUAUACUAUCAGCCAAUCAAAUUUACUAAAUCUUUCUUUUCUUUUGAGACAAUAAACAUUGCAACUAAUAGAA
Lytechinus pictus (painted urchin) is the source of this 2494-nucleotide messenger RNA. RefSeq names its product aqualysin-1-like. Lineage: Eukaryota; Metazoa; Echinodermata; Echinoidea; Temnopleuroida; Toxopneustidae. Gene Ontology annotation, biological process: proteolysis. Bases 64 to 1272 code for a protein of 402 amino acids. The record is from RefSeq and is a predicted model, not a curated record. Gene Ontology annotation, molecular function: serine-type endopeptidase activity. The transcript is spliced from 8 exons.